UUCGUGGAAAAGCGGAAGCAAUUUAUUCUAGAUUCCAAGCAGCGAAACGCUCAAUACAACGGCUACUGCUUGGAUUCUAAACGUAUUCGCGAUUCGAGGGACAUAAAUCGAAAGAUGUUUUUUGAAGUCCCAGUCCCGAAGUGAAUUCAAAAUGCCUGUUUACCACGACGUGGAUGGACACGCUCGAUGGUAUGAUGAAUACGGUGAAAGCCGAUAUUCUUACUCUGAUUAUGACUAUUUUGAUAAUUCUGAUGAUGACUAUUUUGAUGAUAAUGAUGAUGGCUAUUUGGACUAUUAUGAGUGCCGUUCUUCAUCCCCACCGUCCAAGGCUUUGCCAACGCUGGUUGACAGCUGCUGCAAAAUUCUUUCUGCAAAUUUCCCCAUCAGUUAUGUACAAGACCAAUGGAAAACAGUCCCAGACGAGCUUCAGUUGAAAGUGAUCUCAAGUUCUUUCCCUGCAGAGUUUCCUGCUACUGUUGGAUCAUCAAGUUCAGAUUCUUCUAAUCGUGGUUAUUCCAUACCUACCAUCAUCCAAACAGGUUGUGAAAUAAGGGCUACCGUUAUGGACAACUAUGUGACCAUUCACUUUGAUCGUGGCAAGUUCACCUCUGUAGACUGUACAUGCAACUAUCAUAAGAACAGGGCCGAGGAUGAUCCCAUGAAUAGAUGGUGCGCCCAUGUUAGGGAAGCAGUUGCUAUGCGGAUCAAUUAUCCUGAAAAGAUUAAAUAUUACCUCAGUCCUAUAAACGAGUCACUUCAGAAACUUGACAGAAUGAAGCUCCUAAAGCUAACAGGCUCUCUUCUUAAUCGAUAUACCAACACUCCUGUUGUAGAUUCUGCUCAAGAGCAGCUCGAUCAGCUAUUGAACAAGAGCAAGAACAGCAAGGCUUUCAUCGAUGUUUCGGGUAACCCAAUUCCAUCAGCUAGUCCUUUUGUGGCUUGUUCUUCAAGCUCAUCAGGUUUUGAUUCUGUCACCCCUUUUUUGUCAUCCCUGUCGUCUAAAAGAUUCAAGAUGUAUCACGAUCUUAAAGACAAUUCGACAUCGUCUUUAAAACAGACGACAGUGAAAGAGGCUUGCGUCAGAUCGCUAGUGGACUGCUGCUGCAACGUCCUCUCUGCAAAUUUCUCGAUCAGUUAUGUACAAGACCAAUGGGAAACAGUCCCAGACGAGCUUCAGUUGAAAGUGAUCUCAAGUUCCUUCCCUGUAGAUAAAGAAAAAGUAAUGAAAAUUGCAAAUUUUUGUGACCCUUUUGAAGCUAGGUUCACACCUCAAAACAUGAAGCAAAUUGGUUGUCGACUAAGUGCAAAGGUUCUUGGUUUCUUUUUUGUGACCAUUUUCUUUGAUCGCCGCAAGAUCACUUCUGCCCACUGCUCAUGCCACUCACAGAGUCCUUGGUGCCAACAUGUGCAAGAUACAGCUCUUGAAAGGAUUCGCCAUCCCGAGAGAGCAACCUACCACCUACCAAUCACUGACUCACUUUAUCAAUUGAACAGAGAUGAACUUCUCAGGUUGGCAAGCAUGCUUUUGAAUUAUCCUGAUGAGAUCGAAAUGGUAGACAAUGCCUUUCAGGUGAUGGAUGAGCUGUUGAACAAGAAUGGCCAGCAUUGCCAUGCAGAAAUCAAUGUCAUGGAUGGGGUGCCAGACGCUACCGCAGGACCAGGUGUUGAUGAAGAAAGUCAUUGGGUGAUAUCUAAAGCAGAUAUCUCUCAAUUCUUCAUUGAAACCUACAGAUUAGUGAAACCCAUCAUUCCUGAAAUCAAAAUAUCUUCAAACACUCCUGCCAGCCCUUCAUACACUCAAGAAUCUCAAGAGCCCCAAGAGGAAACCCGCCAUUGCAAGAGACCUUUCAGAAUCAGUAGCCCUGUAAUAAAAGGCACCUGCACGGAGCAUUUCAGCAGCAGUCACUUCCUCCCUACGAAACUUUUGGAUACAGUCUAUAGUCUGCUCUAUGAAGACAUUGACGACGUACUCUUUAUCAUAACAAAGACCCUUGUUGAUCAUCUGGAAUAUAAUUAUGUGGCAAAAUGGUCAUGGAAGACAUACUUUCUGGAUCUACCCAUAACCUCGCUCGCUAUGUCGUUCACUGCUACUCCUUUCAGUUGUGGGACGCUGUGUGAUGAGCUGUCCAGACUUUGGCUGCUGGUUGUCCUCAAUCCCAAGAUGUCACACAGAAAGAAAGAAGUUCUGACUGGAUGGCUUGAGGAAUUGGAUUUGGAAAGUUAUUUCAGAUAUGACAACACUGAAUGCGAGGUCUGUAGUUUGCAGGGUCUUCAAGGAUAAGCAUCUUUUGCCUUGGAUCGGUGUUGAGAUCGCUCUUAACGUUUUACGGAAUGUGGAUUUGACAAGAGACGAGCUGAGAUGCAUAACAAACGAAGAUGUUCCCUUGGCUACUGUCUCGGCAGUUAAAAUGGUCCAGUUCAACCUCCAAAAA
Molecule: messenger RNA, 2432 nt
Organism: Nematostella vectensis (starlet sea anemone)
Lineage: Eukaryota; Metazoa; Cnidaria; Anthozoa; Actiniaria; Edwardsiidae
Product: zinc finger SWIM domain-containing protein 8-like
Exons: 7
Coding region: 152-2281 (709 amino acids)
Cellular component (GO): Cul2-RING ubiquitin ligase complex
Molecular function (GO): zinc ion binding
Source: RefSeq, a predicted model, not a curated record